Trifolium pratense (red clover) is the source of this 2055-nucleotide messenger RNA. RefSeq names its product protein WVD2-like 7. Lineage: Eukaryota; Viridiplantae; Streptophyta; Magnoliopsida; Fabales; Fabaceae. Bases 286 to 1788 code for a protein of 500 amino acids. The transcript has 9 exons. The record is from RefSeq and is a predicted model, not a curated record.
GACUCAAAGUCCACUUUCUUAAAACUCCAUAAGUAAGCAUUUAUAAAAACUAAACUAUAGUAAAAGAAAAUCAUUGACCAAAAAUGGUUUCAUUUUCAUUCUCUUUAUUUUUCCCUUCAUAAUUCUCUGUACUUUAAAUUUCAUUAUUUCAUCUCUAAAAUCUAAAACUGCUACAACCAUGUCCCUCACUCACCACAAAAAAGAGGAUUUUCCUCAAGUACCACAAUGAGACAAAUGAUGCUAUUACUGUAGAAAAGUGAAGUAGAAAUUAUUGAAGAAAAAAGGAUGGCAGAGACAACUGCUUCAAAUUCUGCUUUGCAAGUGUCUGUUUCUUUUGGUAGAUUUGAGAAUGAUUCUUUGUCUUGGGAGAGAUGGUCUUCAUUUUCGCCGAAUAAGUACUUGGAAGAAGUUGAGAAGUGUGCCACACCGGGAUCAGUAGCGCAGAAGAAAGCUUACUUUGAAGCUCAUUAUAAGAAGAUUGCGGCCCGGAAAGCUGAAUUGCUUGCUCAAGAGAAGGAACUUGAGAAAGAUUCUUUCAGAUCAGAAGAUCAAAAUGGUAUAGAUCUGAGUGAAAAUGGUGACGAUAACACUUGUGAGACUGAUUCGGGGUUUCAGAUAUCCAACACUCAUGGUACUACUGAUGAACACGAUAAGCAAGAAAUUGGAAUCAGUUUGGUUGAUGAAAUUGGCAGGAGUCAUGUGGAUGACUUGAAGGAGGAAGUUGCAGUUUCAAUAGAUUACCAAAGUUCAUUGGCUGAGGUAGAGAACAAAGAGGUAGAAAGUGGAUCACAGUCACACGGUUCGUACAAGAUAGACGACGCUGAAGAAGACGUGUCCAUAAAACAACAAGAGCGUCUUGAAAUUGAAGUCGAAGAUGUGAAGGAAAUUGUGUACAAGGAAACAGAAAAGGCUUUAGAAGUUGAAGAAAAAGAUGUGAAAUUGGAUCAACCAAAGGAAUCUAAGGUUAUCGCUGCGAAUAGGGAAAACAAUGCAGCCAAGACAAAAAAGAAAUCUGUGGUACCAAAAUCUAAGGCAUCUCCAAUUUCGACACCAAGAAGUUCAAAGCCUACGUCAACUUCAACUAAAACAUUGGCAUCUGCCUCUUCAACUAAAAAAGGAAAUUCGCCGUCUUUACCUAAGAAGCAAGUUACUUCUAGUGUGGAGAACAAAAAAGUUACUAACAGAUCCUUGCACAUGUCUAUGAGCUUAGGUCCUAGUAAUCCUGAUCCAGUUCCUCAAACAAGUGAUACUCCUAUGAGGAGAUCUCUCAUAAUGGACAGUAUGGGGGAUAAGGACAUAGUCAAACGAGCAUUUAAGACAUUCCAGAACCAGCCAAGAACUUCCGUCGAAGUAGACAAAUCUGUAAAAAGACAGGUUCCUUCAAGGGGGACUGCAUCAAAGGUGCCAACAACAUCUACUGCUUUGCGGAAAGAAAAUGGACGGCCAACUACGGUUGAGAGGAUGGAUAAAAGAAGUGGAAAUGCUGUACGAACUUUGGGCCCAAAAAGUGACACCAAAUCUGAGAAGGGGAAAGAGUCCUCAAGAAAACUAGAGGAAAAACCUAUUGCAAAAGAGGUACGACAAACGUGUCUCCAAACAAAAUUGAAGGAGGAAAAAGAGGCAGAGAUGAGAAAGCCAAAACAUGAUUUCAAGGCCACACCCCUACCAACCUUUUAUCGUGGUCAAAAAGUAUCAAAAAGUCGCGCAGAAAAGGGUGAUGCUAAGACUGAGAAUCGGCCGGUAGCUGCUACACAAGUGGUGAAGGUAAAGAGAGGUGUAAAUGAAUAGAAGUUAAACACACCAGUGAGUCUGGUAGUAUAUGUUCAGAGUAUAAAACAAUGAAAACAAUUCAACCCUAUGAUAUUAUAGUUCAGUAUGCAACAGUGGAACAGUCUUCUAGUUAAAUAGGGAGCUUAAUUAUGAACAUUCUGAGAAGUUCGUAGAAGGAGUAGACAUCAUUUAUUGAUGGCAAAUUCUUCUUCUAGAAAAUUCAAAUUAGAAAAUAAUAUUGUAUAAUGCUUGUAAUAAUGUGAAAAAUGCAUAUAUUUUCUUGUA